Euleptes europaea (tarantolino) is the source of this 2416-nucleotide messenger RNA. RefSeq names its product TSC22 domain family member 2 (gene TSC22D2). Gene Ontology annotation, biological process: regulation of transcription by RNA polymerase II. NCBI's taxonomy places the organism in Eukaryota, Metazoa, Chordata, Lepidosauria, Squamata, Sphaerodactylidae. The record is from RefSeq and is a predicted model, not a curated record. The coding region runs from base 1 to 2244 and encodes 747 amino acids. The transcript is spliced from 3 exons.
AUGUCCAAGAUGCCGGCCAAGAAGAAGAGCUGCUUCCAGAUCACCAGCGUGACCACGGCCCAGGUGGCCAGCAGCAUCACCGAGGACACGGAGAGCCUGGACGACCCGGACGAGUCCCGCACCGAGGACGUCUCCUCCGAGAUCUUCGACGUGUCCCGCGCCACCGACUACGGGCCCGAGGACGUCUGCGAGCGCAGCUCCUCCGAGGAGACGCUCAACAACGUGGCCGACGCCGAGACGCCCGGGACGGUCUCGCCCAACCUGCUGCUGGACGGGCAAGUGGCCGCCGCCGCCGCCGCGGCCUCUGGGGGUAUGCAGUCGCUGCCGGGCGCCGGUCCGGCAGCCAACGGAGGAGCCGUCCCCAGGAGCGCCGCGGUGCCCCCAGCGGCUGCCGCCCAAGCCGCCUCGGCGGCGGCAGGAGGCAGCGGCGCGCCGGCUUUCGCCAGCCCCGGAGCCGUGCCUCUGACGGCCGCCGCCGCCUGCAGCUCCCGCUUUAGGGUGAUCAAGUUGGACCACGGUAGUGGAGAGCCCUACAGACGGGGGCGAUGGACGUGUAUGGAAUACUAUGACCGGGACUCGGAUGGCGGGGCCGUUUUAGCCCGGACUGGGGAUUGCAUUAGGCACAACAGUACGUUUGAACAGGCGGUUCAAGAUAGAGACAGUGGCUUGGGCGCAACCGGGGGCUCGUUGAUAGCCUCGGGAGUGGCCGCGUCGUCGGCACAUGGCCCCGACUCCCUGGCUGACAGCUCUCUUGCUGCUGUGUCACAGCUACUCCAGCCAGAGAAAAUAAACCAGCCCUCUCCGCAGCAGCCUAAUUUUGUCAUUGGGCAGCAGCCCAUAGGCGGGGCUGCGCCUCAUGGUAGUGCUCAGCCGAUGUAUUUGGGGGCUCCAGCGGCCAGCCAGCAAAUGAUGGGGCCUCCGCUGCAGCAGAGCAUGGGGCAAGCAGCGCCCAACGGGAAAGGCAUGCCACCUUCGAAUGUAGCAAUAGUCCAGACGAGUUUGCCCAUGCCGCAGCAGCAGGUACAGCAAGCGAAUGUACCAGUGGCUCAGACACAGCAAUUUGCUUAUCCUCAGUCACAGAUUCAACCAGUGCAUCUGGUGCCAGCUCAGACGCCUGGCCAACCAGAAUACAUUCAACAUAUGACAGUCAUUCAGUCUCAAGGAACUACUCAGCAGGCUGCUUCAGGCUCCAUUCCGAGCACUGGAGCACCCAGUCUUCCAGCAGCACAAGUAGCUGGUCAGAAUCCCUCACCUCUAGGAGUGUCAGUGAUGGGAGUUUCUUUGCAAGCUGGUGAAACGGUAGGACAGGGAUCCGGGCUAAUGCAGAGCUGCCUGACAACCCCAAUUCAGACUGUCAUUCCACAGCAAGGAGGUGUGGUGCAGCCAAGCAUUGGGCAUACAGGCGUUGUGCAACAGAAAUCCAUGACUCAGCAGCAAAUGGGUGGAAGCAAUCAAGUGUCUGGUGCUCCUCACAGCAUAGUCUCUGGAGUUCAGAAUAUGCCUGCAGCUGUGCCGGGUACUAGUGUGCCUAGUGUGUCUACAACUUCUGUUACUAUGCCAAAUGUCCCUGUUACUUUAGUCCAGUCCCAGCUGACCAGCCAUACAUCCGUCAGUAGGAGUUCCAGUGUUGUCCAGCAGCACAUCAGCCUCCCUCUGAUCCAAGGCAUGACCAAUAUACCUACAAACCUGCCACAAUCUAACAUUGGACAAUUUCAGACUCAACCUUUAGGCCAGAUUGAUGAUACUAGAAGAAAAUCUGAACCCCUACCUCAACCACCACUUUCUCUCAUUGCUGAAAACAAACCUCUGGUGAAGCCACCUAUUCCGGACACUUUAACAAACCCUCUUAACUUACCUGCAACUACUCCUAUGAACAGUCUUGCCAGCUCUGUCUUUGGCAUAUCUAUUCCUGUUGAUGGUGAUGAAGACAGUGCAUCCGGUGCGAGUGUUGUAGCCAUUGACAACAAAAUAGAACAGGCAAUGGAUUUGGUGAAAAGCCAUUUGAUGUACGCAGUCAGAGAAGAAGUGGAAGUACUGAAGGAACAAAUAAAAGAAUUAGUCGAAAGAAACUCUUUACUUGAACGAGAAAAUGCACUGUUAAAAUCUCUCUCAAACAAUGAUCAGUUAUCCCAACUCUCAACCCAACAGGCCAACCCUAGUAGCACUUCUCAACAGCAGACAGUGAUAGCACAGCCUCCGCAGCCAACACAACCUCCGCAGCAGCCGAAUGUCUCCUCAGCGUAAAAGCUCUCUUGCCUCAAAACUGAAAGCAAUCUUGUCCUUGUGUGCCACUGGUGUUUUCUUUCCACUUUAUAUGAAAGCAAGUAGCCAUGCUUCAGUUGUGUGUUUUGGCCUUUUCAGUAUUAGACAAUCAUUCUACAAGAUCUUUUCCCUCGCUGAGAUGUCACACUGCACA